UCGCGUCUUGCCCUCUCCUCGGACCCGAGUGCACCGCCGGACUCCCGACCGCCGACUCGACGCGGACCCGCCGGAGCGAUGCCCGAGCCCCCGGCGGACCCGUGAACGCCGUCCUGACCAGAGACGCGGUGCGCCCCGCCGGACCGCCGCCACUGGAUCUCGGCCCGGGAGCGAGGCGCCGCGCUGAGCGCGCGUCCGGUGACCGCGGCCUCCGGGGCUGCGCACCCUCGGCCGCCUGCUGCGCUCGCUGACCGAUCCCACCCCCAGGUGGACCACGAGGUGACCCCGCGAGUUCCGUGCGCGAGAAGUGGCGCCGCGCGCAGUGCCCCCUACCUGCGACACCUCCGCCGAGAAAACGGUACCGGGAUUGUGAUCAGUGCGUGACGCGGCGCGUCCGACGGCCACCGACGUCCACGCGCGUCGGAUCAUGCGACACCCCUCGCCCGGAAUCCCGCACCCUGCGUAGUCGACGAUCGACUCUGACACCGACCAUGGAGUGCCGCAGGCCCUGGCCGAAGGACCUGCUCAACGGCUUAGUCCUCGUCUGGCUGUUUACCAGCAGUUGCACCGUCGCCUCGCAAAAUAAAGAGAGGUAUGCCACGGUGUACGCUUGCGAGGGGAAGACGCUGGAGAUCCAGUGCAACCAGGGCGAGCUGAUACACCUGAUAAGGGCGAACUACGGCAGGUUUUCGAUCACCAUAUGCAACGAGCAUGGGGACACCGAGUGGAGUGUCGACUGCAUGUCGCCCAAGUCCUUCAGGGUCCUCUACAACGAGUGCAACGAACGUCGUUCUUGCUCGGUGGAUGUGCACAGCGGGAUUUUCGAGGAGGACCCCUGUCCCGGAACGAGAAAGUACGUCGAAGCGCAGUAUUAUUGCCUAGCCGCCACGACGACGACGUCGCGCCCCAGUCCGCCAUGGCUGAUAACGUCCCAGCCCAGUGUUUGGAGCACGGCUAAGCCGACCGUCAGGCCUCCCUCGAGGAUUACCACGCCACCGGCCCAGCCUCCACCACCACCCCCCACGUCCACCCUGGCACAACCUGCGACCACCUUGCCAAGCGUGACGUCCACUAAGGUCGCCGUCGAGCCCGAAGGCGGUGACGGAGAUGACGCCUCUUCAGGGAACCGACACGGUCCGCCAGUGCCGCCCGUUAUGCCCGACACCACGCAGUCCACCACCACGUCCACCGUCCCACCGUGGAAAACCACGAGGAAGACCAUCGUGCCCAGCACCCAAUAUCCGGAGUCCAGCUCCAUCGGACAGAGGUUCGACUAUGGCAGGCAGGUCUGUCCUCCCACGAGGGCCAGGAACCUCUUCUGGAACGUGACACGCGCUGGCGAGGUCGCUGUCCAAAGCUGUCCCGAUGGGGGCAAUGGCUUGGCUAGGUGGAGGUGCGUCCUACGGGGAGAUAUGGCCACCUGGUAUCUGGAGACCCCUGACCUCAGCGAGUGCAGGUCCGCCUGGUUGACUUCUUUGGAGAAACGCGUGAACAACGGCGACACUAUACUCAGCGUUAGCAGCGAGUUGUCCCAAGUCACCAACAACAGCCAGAUGCUCUACGGGGGCGACAUGAUGACCACCACGACGAUCAUUAAGAACAUGGCUGAGAAAAUGGCCGAGUCUAUCAAAACUUACCAAGAUCCCCGUCAGAAGGAGGUCAGCGUCUCGGAGUUGCUGGAGGGCGUCGUGAUAACUGGGAGCAAUUUGCUGGACAAGUCGCAAAUGGCCUCGUGGAAGGAUCUGAGUCACCAGGAACAGAUGAGAGUUGCCACUUCCUUGCUGAUCGGCUUGGAAGAGAACGCAUUCCUCUUGGCCGACACCUUCACUUACGCGAGGAAGAUCAUUCAUACGGGGAAAAAUAUACUGAUGGAGGUGCGCGUCCUCGAUACGCGUAAUCUGGACAAUGACCUGGAGGUCUUCUCGACGGCAUCUCAGCAGAAAUGGACGGCCUCGAACGACCAUGUGGAGCUGACCACGACGGCUCUUCUGGAAAACAGCGAAGGCGGCAUCGUUAGGCUCGUCUUCAUGGCGUUCGACAGGCUGGAGGAAAUUCUGCAACCCCAAAUGGAGACCUCGCCGUUUUCCACGAACGACGACCCCGAGUUUCGGCCAAAACGUAACGUCACUAGGAUACUGAACAGCAAGGUGAUAUCCGCUUCCCUAGGCGGAGGAAGGCACAUCCAGUUGACGGAACCAGUCAGGGUUUACUUCAAGCACUUGACCGCUGAUAACGUCAGUAAUCCCACGUGCGUCUUCUGGGAUUAUAUCAUGAGCGCGUGGUCCGAAGAGGGAUGUCACCUACAUAGGUCCAACGCCACGCACACCGUGUGCCAGUGCAAUCACCUUACGAACUUUGCGGUCCUGAUGGACGUUCAUGCGGUGAAAUUGGACAUCGCUCAUCAAGUCGCUCUCCAAAUCAUCACGUACACGGGAUGCAUCAUCUCGGUCGUCUGCCUCGUUCUUGCCAUCCUUACGUUCCAGCUGUUCCGAGGAUUGAAGUCCGACAGAACGACGAUUCACAAGAACCUGUGCGUCUGUCUGCUGAUCGCCGAAGUCCUCUUCGUAUGUGGCAUCGGACAGACGAAUCAAAGGAUACUAUGUGGCGUUGUCGCCGGACUCCUGCACUUCUUCUUCCUCUGUGCCUUCGCCUGGAUGUUCCUCGAAGGAUUCCAGUUGUACGUCAUGCUGAUCGAAGUCUUCGAAGCGGAAAAGUCAAGGCUACGGUGGUACUAUUUGGUGGCUUAUGGUGCCCCUCUCCUUGUCGUCGCCAUUUCCUGCGUAAUCGAUCCCCUCAGCUACGGUACCGAUCGGUACUGCUGGUUGCGAGCGGACAACUACUUCAUCUUCAGCUUCGUGGGACCUGUGAUACUCGUUAUUUUGGCUAACUUGGUGUUCCUGUCCAUGGCGAUCUACAUGAUGUGUCGACACGCCAACACAACGGUCUCCAUGAAGAGUAAGGAACACUCUCGAUUGGCGAGUGCAAGUGGAAAGGAAGAGAAUGCUCUUCCCAACAAAUUGCAAGCGCACUUGGCUUGGCUGAGAGGAGCCAUCGUGUUGGUGUUCUUACUGGGGCUCACGUGGACUUUUGGGCUGCUCUACCUGAACCAGGAGUCCGUGGUGAUGGCGUACAUCUUCACCGUUUUAAACAGUCUUCAGGGUCUCUUCAUCUUCGUGUUCCACUGCGUGCAGAAUGAAAAGGUCCGAAAAGAGUACCGCAAGUUCAUCCGACGUCAUUCCUGGCUGCCGAAGUGCUUGAGGUGUUCGAAGACGAUGACCGGAAGUUCGGGAGGGUCUUCGGGCACUUCGGGGGGUCCUGCGGGGGCCAACGGCGGAAAGGACUUCCCGUCCCACAACACAUCCUCAAAUGCGUCCGCCCCGACGACCGACAGCUCAGGACUCUCCUUGCACGCCCCUGCCAAUAACAUUUCUUUUAAGUCGUACUCCCGUGACUCGGGGCACGGUGGAUCGGAGCAAGAGGACUCGCCCAGAACCCACGGCUCGAUGACCCUGGGCCACUCGGGUCGAGCCAGGGACCGGAAGGCGAUGGUGGAGGGGGCGGCCGAGGCGGCGAACGGGGUCAGCAUGGGAGGCAGCAUGGGAGUCAACAUGGGGGGCGGCAUCACGGUGGCCGGCAUGAAGACGAGCACCGGCCGGAGGGCGGCGUCGCCCUACAACCACACCUAUACGGAGAUCAGGGACGGCCGUGGGGCGCACCACCCGAUGCACGUGGCCCACCACCACGUGCACCUAUCCAGGGGCCCAAUGGGCGAGGACGACCCGGUCUACGAGGAGAUCGAGCGCGGCGCCGAGGUCCAGGUCUCGGACAUGUCCGACGAGGACGUCAGGCGGCAGAGCGACAUGAGCAGGCAGUCGUCGCGCAGCUACGGCGACCACCGACCUCUGAUCCCGUACUCGCCGGCCAACGACCGCGGCCUGGGCCACUACGGUCAGACCCUGGACCGCAACGCCAUCCACUACGACGCCUCCCAGUACAGCCCGGCCCAAGAGCGGACGUUCAACGCCUGCUGGGAGAAGUUCAGGCGGCAACAGCCCAAGUACGAGCUGGACGAGCUGCCGCGACUGCCGACAGGGUACGGCGCGCCGCCGCAGGACCACGGCCGGACCGUCGCCGUGCUGAACGGCCACAAGGUGGUCUGCCACCUGCAGCCGCAAACCGACGUCUACGGGGGCCGCAACGUCCCGCCGCCCUCCUACAGCGAGUGUUAAGCCCGGCGUCGACGCGCAGGGCGCGAUCGACCUCGGCCACCGGUCGCCUGGGACGCUCCUCCUCCGAGGUGACCGACCUCGCGGCCGCCACCUCCGGGGCCCACGUCCUCCUGGACGUGGACUCGGCUCUUCCACCCCUUCGACUUCAGGGUCGCCAGUGGGGAGCGGAAAACCCACCCGAGCGACUUGCCCUGCUCGGGCCUCCGCAGUCCACGACUCCACGAGGGACGAACUUCGCGGUUGACGCGCAUGGAACGAUCGGAAGUUCCGGGAAGAGCUGGACCCUGAAAAUCCCUCCUCGGCGACGCGUCGAGGGAUCCUCCAGCUGGCCUUUCGCGACCGGCGACCUCGAAGAGUCCUGGCCGGCUCCUUGAGGCAUCGCGGGGAUGGACGCGUGUGCGCGAUAGGAGCGAGCGAGUGGACGAGCGCGUCCGACCGAAGCGAGAACGACGCAGUCCCCGUCGACGGAACUCGGAUAUCGGGAAAUCCGAAAAUCCUCACACAUGUCGCCGAACCGUCGACGGACCGCGACGUCAGGGACUCGCCGGAGGGACAACCAAUGGAGCGGACAAAUCAUAGGUACUGUCGAUAUAUCAUUAAGCGUUAAGGUUUAAGAUUAGGGUACCGUCGAAGUCUCAGUGACGACCUAUUUGUCGCGAGUCCAGACCCGACGAUCGCGAGCCGGGACGCUGGUCAGCGGGACCAGCGUCCGGCGACUCGGAAACGAACUCCUAUCGUCCUGCCAGAUUUGCGCCGAUCUUCGGCGUUCGGGAAUCGCCACGCUUUCUCGCUCGCUGCCGAAUGACCAAACUCGGUGACGAAACCGACGCUCGGUGGCCGCGAAACGCUGCAACGUCGCUGCGUCCUUUGACUCCAAACCACUUCGUGGUGCAAAUUGUAAAGUCGUUUACCAGUACGGCUCUUCGCUUGGAAAGCGUCCAGGGCUAGGUUCUAGAUAAGAAUGCCUAGUUUUGUUUUUUUUUUUUUUGUUAAAUAUAGGGAGGUAACGUUUACCUCCACCCUGUGCACGGAGGGUAGGUGAUCGUCUUGCAUCGUAGCGAUUUUUUUUUUCUUAUUCGUGAUAAAUCAGGGUUUAUGGAAAUACAGUGGAAGGGCUGCAGCGACGCUACAGAGCUGAUUCUGUACUUCCACCUGAAUUCGCAAGGAUUUCUUUCCCUGCGGAUUUUUUUUUCUUUUUAAUUAGAACACGGUAUUACAAUUUACUCUAAUGGCGCAAGCUCAUCCUGCAUGGAUGUUUGGCGAACGUUUCGUUUCUUCGAGGGUUCGUAGAACUUGGAAGGAACCUUGGGCCAUUAGAGCACUCAAAUGUCAUGGCGUCUUUACGAUCUUGCAGGAAGAUCGCGGUAACGUUGUAACCAUUGUAACUGGGGUGUUUACGUUGUAAAGAUGGGGUAUCGUCGUUAACGUCGUAGCGAGUGACGGUCCCUUAAACCACCGUGUAAACGCGGAGUAACAGCGAUGUCAGGUUUUCCUGCAAGACCUUCCGAUGUACCAAAGGCUGUAACGAGGACUCCGCAGCGGUACAUCGAUCGGAACGUAUUUGCCGGAUGUAUUUCCCAUUCUGCAAAAUCAGCGCUCGCGUGGAACCCCGAAACCCAGUGCUCCGGGGGUCCUUCAGUUUUUCUUUUUCCCUUUUUAUCCCGGUCCGUUUUCGAACGAUCCGGAAUUAUUGAACGCGUCCCAAUUUCCGGACGUCGGGACGAGAGCGCACUUCGGCAAAGUGCACGCGGGAACAAGUCUCGGGAUUUAAACCACGAAGCAAAAGAGUACCCCCGCGGGUGGAAAUGAAAUUUCCCCUUAAAUCGAAGGCGCGUAUCGAAAAGCUCGGCGCAGGUCCUGGCAAAAACGCGAGAGACUCGAAAAUUCCUUCACCGAUCGCGUCCUGCGAUCCUCCCCUCCCGCCCCGAUCUCCCUUCUCUGUAAAUUGCUUUCGAACGUUAUGUUUUUGUCUUCAAAAUGUUAUUUUUAUAAAUAUCUCUAUAAAUAUAUAUAUGUAUAUGUAUAUGUACACAGUAAUAAUUACACUAACAAGGCGAAGCAAAAGUAGGAAGUGCAGGCGUAGCGAUAUGCGAUUUUUUUUUUCUUCCGAAUGAAGCGUCGUUCGAGACUUAGUCACUGUUCAUUUUUUGAUUUUUUCCUUUCUUCCUUUCGUUCCCCUCUCUGCUGAUUCAAAAUGAAAACGAGACGGUAUAUCGUAUGCGUAUCUAAGGUGUAACUACGAGAGAUCCCGCGCGCUAUUUAUUUUUUAUCAAUCGUGAAUGUUAAUAACGAUUAAUUAAUCGGCCAGCGACGACGGAGCGACGUCGCGUUAUUGUGAUCGAUCGAUCGUCGCGAUAAUCGCCAAUCGUUGUCUUCCAGGCGUCGAAGUCUCCGCCGUCGUGCGUGCCCGAGCGGACGCACUUGCGUCGGGAAACGCAAUUUUCUUCGUCAACGAUGCGUUGUAUGAAAAAAUGUUCCGGACGAAAGUUGUCCCUCGCUUAAUGGUCGACAACUUUCUUACGGCACGUUUUUCUCCUACUGAACUCCGUUAAGCAGAAAAUUGCAUCCAAUUGGUAGAGGUGCAGCUGCGACCGCUCGCCUCGACAUGGUGGCGUUGCCAGAAUGGAGGAUAUUUCCUUCCGAAAAAGAAACUAUUCAAUUUGGUAAUUUGAUACGACUGAAUCGAAGGGAAUUUCCUGCACUUUGGUGAUGAUUUGUAUGGUGGUUAGAUGUCAACGAAUGGCGACGACGACGACCGCUUUGCGGAGAGCGCUCGGGUGAUGCGAAAGCGGUGCACGAUUUGACCCUUUCUGGGUGGCAAGUGUUGACCAUUUAUUUAUUCGAAAACCGCCGCCGAAUCGUGCAUUCCUUUUCCCGUACACCCGGAGUCUAUGAUGAUAAUACACGUGUAGGCAAUUGUAAUAGAAAUAACCGUAUUAAUGGUACUGCUGUGUUAAGUGUAUAAGUGUUCCCUGGUUUCCCCGCAGUUAAAUUGUAAUCGCUCCUCGUAGCAGGGUGAAAAUUCGCUCGCGGAUUCUACAUUGACAAUUACGACCGCGAAUCGCGUGUAACUCGCGACAUUCGGCCUCAUAUUCAUUUAACGAUCGCGUCCAAGAAUGAUUUUACUACCAAAGUCAAAACCACGGUCGCAUUUUUCGCUCUUGUCGAAGUGUCGCCUUAUCGGGCCGAUGGCAUUAAUUUCCAUUGUUCGCUACCUUUUUAUUUAUGACUACCGUCGAAGGAGGACAUCCUUCCGUAACCUCCUUAAGCAUAUUUCAAAUUAUUCUUGCAAGUUGACAACGUAAGGAAAAGAUGAAGUUUCAAAUCGGUCAACUUUUUUACGAUCUUCGACCACUUAGAAACGACCUCGACAAGAGUCUCGACGCGAGCGUGUCGCUUAAGAUAUACGAGAAAUUAGAAUUGUCUUAUCAAUCAGGACGUUCAUUGUAACAAUUGGGUUUGCUCAAUAUUUUACACCAAGGGACCGGCGAAUUUUGCUUUACAACGGAACCGUCAACGCACCGCGUCGACCGCCCUGUAAAUUAAGAGUUACACCGUUGUAAGAUUAUCCCGUAAUUGACUGCAUUCUCGGAAAAGACAAACGAACAAAGAAAACUAUCGAAAUUCGUGACGGAAGAUUGGUGGAAGUGAAGUAACUACCGAAUGCUUAUCGCAGGAAAAUUUAUUCUUCGUUAAUAAUUAAGAAAACCGAUGUAAGAGCGUAACGAAAAUGCGUUCGCAACAAUAGCGAGGAUCAGUGGCUGUCGCAUUUUCCCUAAUUACAUGUCAAGUGCCGUAUCAGCAUGAGUCAUAUAAUCGAGUCACGCAAUGCAAUUGCUUAGAAAGACUUCGUUCCUACUUCUUCCAACGUACUUCUAACGAAUGGAAUGGCACCAUUGCAGAGCAAUACACUUCUAUGUAAAUAAUACAAAUAACCGAAUAGUCCAAAGUAAGCGAAUCUUCGUGUUCUUUUAAUCGCAACGGCGAAGAGUAAAAAUAUUUUCUAACCAAGUGGAAAACGAUAACGACGCGUUGUCUAAAAAUCAUUCGACAGUUGGUGAUCUUCGUUAGAAGGUGGAGGCUCGCUUAAAGGGCCCGGAUAUUAGACGAUUCCUUAUACGUCGUGCACUUUUCUUCUUUCUAUCUUGCACAAUGUUACGUCACGAAACGCGUAAUCUCAGGUAAUCGUAAAGAUGACUCACAUUCCAUCCGAUACAACUAGGGUCAGGAUUAGGGAACGGCGAGGGAAUUCGCGACGAUAUAUCAUUUACAGGGAACCGGCAUCGCGUCAGAGCGUUUACGUUAUUACGGUAAUUAGUUACGUACAUCGCAUUAAGUAACGUACAAUGUAAAUAGUGUAAAUAGGGCUUUGUACAUGUUGAAUACUUGUAAUGUAAAUGAGAGCGAAGAGACAUCAACGCUGGACAAUGAAUGAAAUGACCGAGCGAAAGCAGGUGAAUGAGGAAGAGAUCUAAAUAAAAGGAAAAAAAACUUACUAGUAAAUAGUAACGAAAGACGAACGACUAACGUGAGACGAAAAUGGCGGACGCGUAAGUUUAACUUAAGACCCUAAACAUAAUAGGUAUGUAAAUAAAUUAAUUGAAGAAAUUAAAGUAUCGAAGCCCAAGUAAUCAUUGGAUAUUUAUAACGCGAACUCCAACUAAAGUAGGGAAAACGAAUGAAGGAUGGACUCAAGCACGCGAAACCGUGCAUCGAUCGAGCGUAACUUUAAACAUAUGCAGCAUUUAUCGGAUGGACAGAUAUACAAUGCAUGUUUUAUCCUUAGCCGUUUUAUAAAGUAAUCUUCCCUCCUGUAUCAUCUCGAGAAUCAGACCGUAACGCUGUAUCUCGCAUCGUCACACUUGUCUAUACUGUCCAGUCGAGAUGUUCCUUUGUUGAGUUAUCGUUUCAGUUGUCCAUUAUACAAUUGCGCACUAUAUUUGCACGCGAAUACCAGGCCAAAAUUUUCCGACUUCGAGGAUCUUUUCCGUUCCCUUUUGUACAGAACUUUCACUUAUACGGUGCUGGCAUAGAAGUCGUGCUCGGCGGAGGAAUCAUGUACGUUUCUUACGGUUAAUAGAGAUUUUCAGAUAAUAGACUUCUUUUGUAUGAUACAUUUACCAGGACUCCGGAGUCCAAUGUCCUUUGGUAUUUGCGAGCAAGCAGCGCGCAUUCGUACUUCAUCGCCUACUUGUGCAUUUCCAAAACUCAAAGCAACAAGAACGUAAGACAGAUAUUUUUCAACUCGCGAGAGCGCCUCGUUUCUUGAUUUUGUAUGCUUCUCUAAGACUGUCUGAUAAAGAAACUGAAUAAAUAAAUGUGUACCAAUCUCUGAAUA
This is a messenger RNA of Orussus abietinus, 9567 nucleotides long. Its product is annotated as latrophilin Cirl. The record is from RefSeq and is a predicted model, not a curated record. Gene Ontology annotation, cellular component: membrane. The coding region runs from base 492 to 4229 and encodes 1245 amino acids. NCBI's taxonomy places the organism in Eukaryota, Metazoa, Arthropoda, Insecta, Hymenoptera, Orussidae. The transcript is spliced from 16 exons. Gene Ontology annotation, biological process: cell surface receptor signaling pathway; adenylate cyclase-activating G protein-coupled receptor signaling pathway. Gene Ontology annotation, molecular function: G protein-coupled receptor activity; carbohydrate binding.